Uloborus diversus is the source of this 1242-nucleotide messenger RNA. Its product is annotated as AH receptor-interacting protein-like. The transcript has 6 exons. Gene Ontology annotation, molecular function: peptidyl-prolyl cis-trans isomerase activity; protein binding. The record is from RefSeq and is a predicted model, not a curated record. NCBI's taxonomy places the organism in Eukaryota, Metazoa, Arthropoda, Arachnida, Araneae, Uloboridae. Bases 175 to 1155 code for a protein of 326 amino acids.
GGCUGUAUGUCAGUAAUAUUAUUUACUAAUGAACUGAAGUGUUUAAAACUGAGCUCAGUCAGAAAAUAUUAAAUCUUUUGUAUCAAGAAGUUAUGGCAUGCAUAAUUUGUGCUUUUCAAUUUUUUGCUUUCGUUGCUCAUAUAUAGCUUUUGAAACUUUGCGGUAAGAGCAAAAAUGGAUCUGUGUAAAAAUGAAAAUUUUGCUAAAAAAAUUGUGAAUGGUGGCAAGGGAAAUUUGCCAAACUAUACUAAUGGCACCAAAGUAAUAUUUCACUUUCAAACACAAUGCCUUGAUAAGAAUGGAGAGGUUAAAUGUUGUAUAGACGAUAGUAAGAAAGUUGGCAGACCAAUGGAAUUAAUUUUGGGGAAGCAAUUUAAAAUGCCUGUCUGGGAAGAAUGUAUUAAAACUAUGCGAGUGGAAGAAGUUGCUGACUUUACUGUGAAAAAAAGUCUAGUAGAUUCCUAUCCUCUUGUAUCCAAAAGCUACCGAGAAUUCGCUGGUAUUUCUAAAGGAUCCAAAGGUAGCUGCUGUGGAAUGAUGACAUUCGCUGGCGGGGUUGGACAUUCAGAUUUAGACACUCUUUUAAGAGAACCAAGUGAUUUACUUUUUAAAAUAGAAAUUUUAAAGGUGGAACUGCCGGGGGAAUAUGAGAAAGAGUCUUGGAGUAUGGAUCCCGAAGAAAAAUUAAGAUCAAUUCCUGAAUUGAAAGAAAUUGGAAAUAGUUUAUUUAAAAGCCAGCAGUAUGAAGAAGCUUCCAAGAAAUAUGUUGAAGCUUUAGGUCGAUUAGAGCAACUUAUUUUAAGGGAGAAACCAGGAGAUGAGGAAUGGCUUGUCCUUGAUAAAAUGAAAAUACCUCUUCUUCUCAAUUAUGCUCAGUGUAAACUGCUGGAGAAAGAUUACUAUCCUGUUAUAGAAUAUACUACAACAGUUUUGGAAAAAGAUCCAGAAAAUAUCAAAGCACUUUUUAGGAGAGCAAAAGCUUACAUUGGGACGUGGGAUUUAGAACUUGCUCGUAAGGACUUCGAAAAAGUUUUAGAAUUGGACUCUUCCUUCCAAGCAACUGUAAAUAAAGAAUUGAAAAAUGUAACUGUGUUACAGAAACAAAAGGAUGAUGACAUAAAAUCAAAACUAUAUGGAAAAGUUUUUAAAGAAUAACCAAGCAUAUUUAAAUUUUUGUUAUAGAAUUUCGAAGUUGCAAUCGGGGGGGGGGGGGGGCAGAUGGGAUACCUGUUGGUUCAGGCG